CUUUAUCAACCAAUUUUUACUUGGUUGAAAUUUCUCCAUGAGAAAUCUGCAUUCUACAAUUUCCUAUUGGAUUAUGUGAUUGCUCAAUGUUUUGUGGUAUAAAAGUGAAUUAUAUUUAUCAAGUUAUUUAUUUUGCAGGAGACUACUCAGUUCAUUGAGUCUGUGCUGGCUGUACCUAGUGCAAUCCCUUGCAGUAUACACCACACCUAAAAGUUUAUUUCCAUUUUUAUUUGAUUUAACAUGGAACACACUUCAGUCUGGAGGUUCUGCAUUGGAUGCAGUGGAGGAAGGUUUGCAUCAGUGUGAGACUGACCAGUGUCAAGACACUAUGGGAUAUGGAGGAAAGCUGGAUGAGCAUGGGGAGACAACAUUGGAUGCCAUGAUUAUGAAUGGCAUGGAACACACUUCAGUCUGGAGGCUCUGCAUUGGAUGCAGUAGAGGAUGGUUGCAGUCGAUGUGAGAUCGACCAGUGUCGAGGUACUGUGGGUUACGGAGGAAACCCGGAUGAGCAUGGGGAGACAACAUUAGAUGCCAUGAUUAUGAAUGGUGAUACAAUGGAGGCUGGAGGAGUUGGGCAGCUUCGAAGGAUUAAAAGUGCGAUUCGUCUUGCUCGAGCAGUGAUGGAACACACCAGUCAUUCAUUGUUGGUGGGAGAAUCAGCUUCAGAAUUUGCUCAGAAUAUGGGUUUCCCAAGUGAAGAUUUAACAACAAACAAAUCUCUGUCCAUGCAUGCAGACUGGCUGAACCAAAGAUGCCAACCUAAUUUCUGGAAAAAUGUUGUACCGUAUGCAGAAACUUCCUGUGGGCCAUACAAACCAAUGAAGACGCCACUGUCCAAACAGAACAGAAUACCAGCACAGCUUGGCAAUAUUCAUAACCAUGACACCAUUGGAAUGGUUGUGAUUGACAAGACUGGAAGUGUAGCUGCUGGGACGUCUACUAAUGGCCUAUCACAUAAAAUCCCAGGCCGUGUGGGAGAUUCACCAAUAGUUGGGGCAGGUGCUUAUGCCGAUAGCACAGCCGGAGCUGCAGCUGCUACAGGGAUUGGAGAUAUUAUGAUGCGGUUUCUCCCGAGUUACCAAGCAGUGGAGUAUAUGCGGAUGGGAAUUGAACCAGCCAUAGCUUGUCAGAAGACGAUUAAAAGAAUUCAAAAAUAUUAUCCUCAGAUUUUUGGUGCCCUUAUCUGUGCAAACAGAACUGGGGGUUAUGGUGCUGCAUGCAGUAAAUCUCCAGAACUUGUCCAGUUUCAUUUCAUGGUUUACAAUCCAUCGAAGGUCUCGGAAGAAAUAGUGGACUGCAUUUGAAGCUGCUGUGAUGCAUCUUUUUCGGAGCCUUUAAGGCUGUUUAUUCUUGAUUGUGAAUCAAGUUCAGCUUCAGAUAAACUAAAUUUCGUAGAAAAUAGUGUUGAUAAUGCAAUCUGAAAUUGAACAGAAUGGUGGUGGUAAUGGAAAUUAAAUUUAUACCAAUCAUAUUUCAAACAUUAGUGGGUUACAUUCAUGCCACACAAUGUCAGUCAAUGGCUGUCUCUGACAAGAGAGAAUCUAACCAUCUCUCCUUAACGAUAUCCUUGGCAUUGUUCUCACUGAAUCCCUCACUGUUAAUAUCCUGGGGAUUACCCUUGAUCAGAAACUGAACUAGACCAGCCACUUUGAUUGUAUGGCAGGUGAACACUAGGUUGGUUAAGAUGAAUGUGAGGUGAUCUUAUGCCAGGGUCGAAAUGCCAAAUACUAGGGGGCAUAGGUUUAAGGUGAGUUGGGGA
Messenger RNA from Chiloscyllium plagiosum (whitespotted bambooshark), 1759 nucleotides. NCBI's taxonomy places the organism in Eukaryota, Metazoa, Chordata, Chondrichthyes, Orectolobiformes, Hemiscylliidae. The record is from RefSeq and is a predicted model, not a curated record.